Molecule: messenger RNA, 1534 nt
Organism: Zerene cesonia (dogface butterfly)
Lineage: Eukaryota; Metazoa; Arthropoda; Insecta; Lepidoptera; Pieridae
Product: glycerophosphodiester phosphodiesterase GDPD6-like
Exons: 2
Coding region: 297-1430 (377 amino acids)
Biological process (GO): lipid metabolic process
Cellular component (GO): periplasmic space
Molecular function (GO): glycerophosphodiester phosphodiesterase activity
Source: RefSeq, a predicted model, not a curated record
CACAAUAUACGUGUUCUUCGCAACAAUGCUGAGGAAAACAAUAUAAAUAUUAAUUUAAAAUACUUUCCUCUUACGGCUUACAAGAGAACCGUACAGCACGUGAUACAGUAUUGUUUUAUAUAAGCAUCUUUAACUAAUUUAGAGGAGAAGUGAUAUUAUAAUACAAAAAAUAUAUUAACAAUUUCGUGCAUACGUGUUAACAUCAGUGUUACGAGAAGAUAGUGAAGUUAUUGUUCCAUGAAACGGUGAAGUGUAUCCAAGUUAGUUUUAUUCCGAUUAUUAGAUAAGUGUUAAUAAUGAUUAACGAAAAAGUAUCAACGCGUACGGGUUUCUGGGCAUUAUUCAUCGUUGGAGGCAUAACUCUUGUAUCAGCAGCACCAGCGACUUUUAUAUCUUGGGAACCUGAAAAGAGCGAUCCGGACCAAUGCCAUCCAACCAUUAUCGCACACAGGGGAGCAAGUGGAUACGUACCCGAACAUACUCUAGGUUCAUACGCCCUAGCUAUUAUAAUGGGAGCAGAUUACGUUGAACCAGAUUUAGUAAUGACUAAAGAUGGUCAUCUUGUUGCACGACACGACAAUGAGCUUGGACUGACUACUAAUGUCGCCGAUCAUCCCGAAUUCGCUGAUCGACACCGAAAUCAAACAGUCGACGGAAACCAAAUAAGUGGUUGGUUUACUGAAGACUUCACGCUAGCUGAAAUAAAAACCCUCAGAGCUAUCGAACGAAUCCCAAACAUACGACCGGGCAACGCACGUAUGAAUGCAGUGUUUACGAUCCCAACAUUUCAAGAAAUCAUUGAUCUUGUAAAGAGUUUACAGGUCAGUCAAAAAAGAACCAUUGGUUUAUAUCCAGAAAUAAAACACAGUAGUCAUUUUAAAAAAUUAGGACUGGCUAUGGAACAACGUUUAGUUGAUACAUUCCAUUCGAACGGUUAUAGAGGAAUUAAAGCCCCUGUGUAUAUCCAAUCAUUUGAAGUAGAAAAUUUAAAGGAACUGAAGGAAAUUACUGGCCUUCGUUUGUUGCAAUUAUAUGAAAGCGAUAAGUCCCUUCAACCUGCCGAUCAAGUUAUACAUGGAACUAAUCUAACUUACGGUGAUAUGGCCACACCAGAAGGAUUGCAGGAAGUUGCUAAAUAUGCCUACGCUGUUGGACCAGAUAAAUCGUUUAUUAUUCCUCGUAAGGAAGAUAACACACUCGGAGAAGUGACAAGUUUUGUGAACGAUGCACAUGCAGCAGGUUUAAAGGUGCACCCAUAUACUUUCAGGGCAGAAAAUACUUUUCUACCAAAAGAAUUUCAAAGCGAUGACCCAGAACUUUCAGCCAGAGGAAAUUUAGUCGGUGAAUUACGAGCAUACAUCGCUGCGGGUAUUGAUGGUCUAUUUUCAGAUCAACCUGAUAUACCAGUUAGUAUUCGAGAGAACUGUUAGUGAAUAUCUUUUAGUGUCUAUAUAUACCUAGUACAUAGCAUAAAUAAAUACAGUUUAUAAGUCAAAUUAUGUAGGUACCUUUAUUAUACAUUUUAUUUUAAAAA